AUGGACUCUCGGAAUCUGUCUCAGCUGGUAACUAGAUCACUUCCUGACCUCCCAAACGAGCUUCUUUUAAUAAUCGCCGACAUCCUUGGCCAUGAUUUCUCGACACUUGCGUCCUUGGCCGCUACUUGCCCCCUCCAUUUCGCUGCCGUUGCAAACCAAGUGGCCGCAGCUGAGUUGUUGAUAAAGGCUGGGGCGGGCUUUCGCGAACGGUCAUUUGGGCUUUGCUCAAUGUCCGAACAUGGUGAAGCCUGUGCGCAUUCGUUAGAAUCCUGUCCCAAUGAAUUCUUCCCAAUGCACACGGCUGUAUGUUACGGACACAAGGACAUGAUCAAACUGUUCCUUAGUCGUGGUGCUGAUGCCUUUUACAUCGCAGAUAGCCCGGAAGAUGCCUCGGACAACCCAGACGACGGACUGCCCGAAGAUGGCGAAGAGUUGGAAUCAGUCCAAGGAGUGGAGGAGGAAGAGCCUCCUGAGAACCCCGAAUGGGUUCAGCCAGGCCGUGACGAACCAGAUGACGAUCCUGGUACUCCACACGCAACGGCGUUGCACAUUGCUGCUAGUUUGGGCCGUGGCGAUCUGGUGGAAUUUUUCGCAGGGAAAAGCGGGAUUUCAAUGAAUGCGACUGCCUGCGACGGCCACACCCCGCUCCAUUACGCCGCCCACGCUAUGCUCAAGCAUCCUCGGGCAGUUAUUCGUAAGUUGGUGCAGAUGGGCGCAAGACUAGAUGCUCGAUACGAUAUCGAGUUUGAGCUUCUUAUCCGCUCCGUGGUAGGCGGUAGAUGCGCCGUAGCCGUCGAUCUUUUGCAUCUUCGUGCGUAUACACACCUCACCGCGGAGCAACUCGACUACCUUCUUCAUGCUGCACUCACUCCGGCAGCCUUCUAUAGCUUUGAGAGGGGUAUCUCGAUCGCCAACCUCUCCAGUGCAAGCUACAGCCGGCGGUCUGUAAUACUUCCCAGGAGUUACAGGGACUCCUACGAUACGGUAUUUCCUGAUUUUACCAGCGACUGCAACAUGGACUUACUGGAGCGACAGGAGCUUGUGCGGCUCCUUGUCAAAGAAUUUGGAGUCGAUGUCAACAGGGUACUACCUGACAUUACCAAAAUCAACGGCAAUGGAGACACCGCAAUCCACUGCGCUAUGAAACUCUACGCCCGCGAAUGGAAAACCCUCGAACUAACGAGAGUAUACCAUAGGUUGGAGUCUUGGAAUCAGUGGGAGGAGACUAGUGUGGACAGGAGUCCAGACAGCAUGCUACACUUUCUUCUGACAGCCUGGCCUGGCGACAAGUUUAACGCGGUGGACAAAAACGAGCGUCGCUAUAUCGAUCUUGCCAGCUUCAUCAACAGAUUGCCAUCGGAUUACUGCUACGAGGGUAUUAUACCGGCCAGGAUGCCUCAAAUCGUGGGCUUCAUUGAGAUGACCAUGCGAUUGCAGUUCGUGGAGUCCUUGUUCGGUGUUGGACGAACUGACGAUGCCAACUUGGUAUGGGGUGAGACCCAGGGGAAAGAGAAGAUUCUAAAAAUCGUGAUUGCCAGAUUGACGGAGAUUCGCCGAAAGCUAAAGAUGGGGAGCAGAGAACAGUUUUUGAUGGGCGCAUUUCACACGUUCCCCAACUUCUCUGGCGUCUGGUUGAGGGAAUGA
Messenger RNA from Neurospora hispaniola, 1644 nucleotides. Its product is annotated as ankyrin repeat-containing domain protein. Lineage: Eukaryota; Fungi; Ascomycota; Sordariomycetes; Sordariales; Sordariaceae. Gene Ontology annotation, molecular function: transcription factor binding. Bases 1 to 1644 code for a protein of 547 amino acids. The record is from RefSeq and is a predicted model, not a curated record. Gene Ontology annotation, biological process: regulation of transcription by RNA polymerase II. The transcript has 4 exons.